This is a messenger RNA of Anopheles nili, 1865 nucleotides long. It is a transcript of the gene Sil1, whose product is annotated as nucleotide exchange factor Sil1. The transcript has a single exon. Bases 1 to 1335 code for a protein of 444 amino acids. The record is from RefSeq and is a predicted model, not a curated record. Lineage: Eukaryota; Metazoa; Arthropoda; Insecta; Diptera; Culicidae.
AUGAAGCGGAAACUUCUGCUAGCUCUAUUUUUAACAGUUUUGUGUUCAAUCAGCGCACGAGCCGAGUUAGGGUCGAAUGUUUCAAAAUUCGUCGCAACCCACGAGUGGCAGGAGAUCAAAGAGGGCCAAUCGAUCCCGGAAGGAUUGCAUGUGAGGAUCAACCUGACUACGGGCAAAAAGGAGGCGAAAUUGCUCGACAACGAUGGUAGCGAAUCGUCGCUGUCUAUGGUACCGGGAGAAGAACUACAAGACCACCGGGUACGCGGUGCUAACGUUGGAGACCCAACAACCGUUGGCGGUAUGAAGUUGGAGGCACUCAAAGAAGCCCUGCGAGACAUACCAGCAAAUGAGUACGAUGACGAAAGCUCGGACGAAUCCGUCCGUGACCGGUACAAAAGUUACGAGCAGAUCAAACAGGAGCUAAAAGAAGCCAACGUGGAACUGAAAAGCGAUGGUGAAAUCAUGGCCGAUCUAUUUGAACGUUUCGGUGAAGCACUCCCGAAAGGAUCGGGCUCCGAACGACAGGAGCUGGACGCACUUUUUGAAGACCUUCAGUACCUAUCGCAUCAGAUCGACAAUGCACUGCUGUUCAUCGAUCGCGGUGGUGUGGAGAAAAUUAUCUGGCCGAGCAUAAACCGCACGGACGAUAUGCUGACACGCGUGCAGGGCCUCAAACUGCUCGGCAUCAUCGUGCAGAAUAAUCCCAAAGCAAAGGUCGCCCUGAUCGACCGAAACGGUGGCUCGAACUUGCUCACUGCACUUGGGCGCGCCACGGCAACGGAGGAAAUUUCGGCCGCCCUGUUUGCGUUCGGCGGUUUGGUGCGUAAAUUUCCAUUCGCACAAAAGCAACUGCUCACUCCACACGGCUACAGCGUGCUGUACGACGUGUGGCACAAGAAGGUCGAGCUGAAGGUAAAGGUUAAGGUGUUGCAGCUGAUCGCAGACGUACUGGACGACUACACCAAUGCGGUCGACGCCGAGCAAAAUGAUGCGAUUACGGUCGAGCAGUAUCGCUCGACGAAGCUCACCGAGGGGCUGCAGAAAACGGAGUUCUGCAAACACGCGGGGGAAUUCUUUCACCUGCAGAAAAACGCCCUAGUCCCGGAGGAUAACCUUAUCGAUGAAACGGUUAAAGCGCUAAGGGUUUGUAGCCUGUUUUGCCACGAUUCCUGGUCCCAGUGUCCGCUGUUCCGGCACGCAUUACUUGUGUUACGAAACAAUCUCGACAACCGGCUGACGGACGACGUGGAACUUGGGGAGUAUAGACGGGAAAUUCAGCGUAACAUCGACGAUUUCGUCGUAGCGCUUUACGGGCACCCAAAAGAUGAACUGUGAGCCCGUAAAUAAUGAUAAAUUACUCCAUAACACUAGAAACUAAGUAGCGUCCAAAUGUGACUGAACAAAUUAUUUAUGAGCGAAAAAAAUAUAUUACGUCCAAUGUUAAAUGUUCAAGUACAUACACUUUACUUCAUAUUAUUUUCCAUGCUCCAGAAGGAAUACUGUCUCUAUCGAAAUAACUGUGUAUACCUGAAUAUGCACGGAACUGCUAAUUGCAUACAAAUGCAAGUGUUUAAAAAUGGCACAUUAACGACCUUUUUUCCAAACAAAUUUGAAAAACAUGCCUAUAAACUAGUUUCCCUUUGGAUGAUGAAUUGUAACUGUUUGCUUACGUCACUGCAAGAGUUUAUUGUAAAAUAUACACAAAACCGGUCGUAUUAAUUUAACCAUUAACGGAUUUUUUUUACAAUAAUUCAAACUCGCUUGUGCAUACUUAUGAAAAAGUAUAAUACUACCCUGGCUUAGAAGCCUCUCUGCAAGCACUUGUUUUCUAGUUUUUGCUUGUCAUGAUUUAAUGUGGACUUUAU